Molecule: messenger RNA, 297 nt
Organism: Iphiclides podalirius (scarce swallowtail)
Lineage: Eukaryota; Metazoa; Arthropoda; Insecta; Lepidoptera; Papilionidae
Source: the annotation of a GenBank genome assembly
AUGUACUCCAUGAUGACCGUAAUGCAAUUAAAGGAUGAGUUAAGAAAACCUAAAGCUUCUGUUGUAGGUAAAAAGGCUUGUCUAAUCGAAAGAUUAGAAGCUUAUGAUCGAAACGCCAAUUUUGGUGUGGAUGAUGACAAGGAAGACGAAACAUAUACUGCUCCGGCUGCUGAACAUUACCGCGAUAUUAAUGCAAGCUCGUGUCUGCCUCAAUUGACUAAACAACAUAUUCCAGCAUUUGUGGAAAGAUUUCAAGCACAAAUGAAAGCAGGCAAAUGUACGAGUCGCGAUUUUUAU